CAUCAGUCCAAGGUAAAGGUGGGGCUGUGGAAAAUGAGCACAUAAAGCAUGCAUAAAUAUAUAAAUAAUCCAUAAAGCUCAAUUCUUGGUCGAUUAGAAUCGCAAAAAUGGAGAUGGGUCUGUCCAAAUUAAGCUCUACAAUUGCUAAUAUCUCACAAGAAGCUGCAUUUUUUGAAUUUAAUGACAAGGGUCGCUCUGCUUUCCAGUGGGGUGGAACCAUUUCUGCUAUACUUCUAUUAAUCCUGAACAGGACUGGGAACCGAUCGUCCAAGCAUACUUCACUGCUAGUCCUGUUUCUGUUAAUAAGCUUUCCAACUGCGCUGUUUGAAAUACUUCGAGGGGAAUUCGGAUACUGGGUUGCGUGCAUCACUGUUCUAGCAAACCUAUUCUACCCAGAAAUGUGUCCAGUUUCUCGAUUUCUCAUAUUUGUUGUCACACCUGACUGGCUGGCUGAUGGACUGCGAUAUAACAUUGUUGGUGGCGUUUUUUGUCUAAUAUUAGGAUUAUUACUAGUUGUAAUGGAGAUUCGAGGAAAUGGAAUAUGUAGCACAUGGGAAUGUAACUUGCAGUGCCUUUGUUAUUGCCUUGCUAUAUCUUUCCUCUUCUACUUCACUAUGUUGUACUUGUAGCUAUGAACACAAUAUCAUGUCCAAUGAUAAAUUCAGACAUGUUCUCUGCUAUCUGCUAUAUGAUCAAUGGGCAUGCUUAUUCUUA
Messenger RNA from Daucus carota subsp. sativus, 714 nucleotides. Its product is annotated as cold-regulated 413 plasma membrane protein 4. NCBI's taxonomy places the organism in Eukaryota, Viridiplantae, Streptophyta, Magnoliopsida, Apiales, Apiaceae. Bases 108 to 629 code for a protein of 173 amino acids. Gene Ontology annotation, cellular component: membrane. The record is from RefSeq and is a predicted model, not a curated record. The transcript has 4 exons.